AUGGUAGCAGAACUUGGGUGUGCAACUGGCCCUAACACACUUAAGCUAAUGCCGGAGUUGGUGAAAUCUACCUACCAAACAUUCAGAGCGAGGAAUAGAAAAGAUAUUCCGCAAAUCCAAAUUUUCUUGAAUGAUCUUUAUUUCAAUGACUUCAGCACAGUAUCAAGGUCCCUUCCUAAAUUCAUGAAAGAUCUUGAGAAGGAAAGGGAUGGUGAUGUAGGGCCACUAUUCAUUUCUAUGACACCAGGAUCAUAUCGAAAGAGAAUUUUCCCUGAUAAUUUUCUUCAUUUUGUACAUUGUGCUAAUAGUGCACAUUGGUUAAGUAAGGUACCUAAUGCACUAUCAAACGAAAGCGGGGAAUCAUUAACAAAGGGAUGCCUUUACUUAACAGAUAGUAGCUCUCCAGAAUUGGUUAGAGCAUAUCAUGAGCAGUUUGCAAAAGACUUCAUAUCAUUUUUGGAAUGCCGCGCACAAGAGAUUGUUCGAGGAGGUAGGAUGGUCGUUAACAUGAUGGGAUUGGUUGAUGAAAAGAAAGUGAGUGAAUUUAACAUCCCCUUUUAUCCCGCAACUAUGGUAGAAGUGAACAGGUUGGUAUCAAAUGAAGGAUCAUUUUCACUUCACAAGCAUGAAACCUUCACCUUAGAUUGGGAUAUGCCAGAAGGAGACAAAAUGGAUGUGCUUAAGAGAGCAAGAUUUGUGGCACAGACAGACCGAGUUGCCUCAGAGUAUAUGAUAUCCACACAAUUUGGUGAAGUUUUUACUGAUGAGUUUUACCGGCGGUUCGCAGAUCGUAUCCGCCGACACUUAGCCGCCGGCUAUCAGUUGCAGACUUUUCACCAAGUCAUAUCUCUAAUAAAAAAGUGA
Molecule: messenger RNA, 864 nt
Organism: Beta vulgaris subsp. vulgaris (sugar beet)
Lineage: Eukaryota; Viridiplantae; Streptophyta; Magnoliopsida; Caryophyllales; Amaranthaceae
Product: probable jasmonic acid carboxyl methyltransferase 2
Exons: 3
Coding region: 1-864 (287 amino acids)
Biological process (GO): methylation
Molecular function (GO): S-adenosylmethionine-dependent methyltransferase activity
Source: RefSeq, a predicted model, not a curated record